UACAGCAGGCAGAGCGUCAGAGCGCACCAAGCAGCCUGGCAGCUGUAUUUCUUGGCUCUGAUUGGGCGGAGGGCGGUGAUUCCUUCUGUCACGAUUUGGGUCGCUCCCACCGGAGGACACCGUCCGCUCGAGUCCAGCUUUCACCGAGGUACUCAAGAGAGGAGGCAGGAUUCCUCUGAAAGGGCUGGGCUGUCAGCUCGGUGUCUGUGUCCGAGGAGGAGAGGAGCAGGAAAGAGAGAGAGAAAGAGAGAGAGAGAGAAUAAAAGAUCAUCAGCACUGGAGCUACCAGCUGCCUUUUAUAUUUUUCCUCCGUCGGGGCUGUGUUGAAAGUCGUUCACGAUGCCGGUGUUUCACACCAAGACCAUUGAGAGCAUCCUGGAGCCGGUGGCCCAGCAGAUCUCCCACCUGGUCAUCAUGCAUGAGGAGGGGGAGGUGGAUGGGAAAGCCAUCCCGGACUUGUCGGUGCCGGUGGCCGCGGUGCAGGCGGCUGUGAGCAACCUUGUGCGGGUGGGGAAGGAAACUGUUCAAACCACAGAGGACCAGGUGAUGAAGAGAGACAUGCCUCCUGCUUUUAUUAAGGUGGAGAACUCGUGUUCGAAGCUCGUUCAGGCGGCUCAGAUGCUUAAGGCAGAUCCAUACUCUGUUCCUGCGAGGGAUUACCUGAUCGAUGGAUCCAGAGGGAUUCUUUCUGGAACGAGUGACCUACUGCUUACCUUUGAUGAAGCAGAGGUGCGUAAGAUAAUCCGUGUGUGUAAAGGUAUCCUUGAGUAUCUGACAGUAGCUGAAGUGGUGGAGACCAUGGAAGACCUCAUCACUUACACAAAAAAUCUCGGACCAGGCAUGACGAAGAUGUCAAAGAUGAUUGAGGAGCGGCAGCAGGAGCUGACCCACCAAGAGCACCGACAGAUGCUCGUCAGCUCCAUGAACACCAUCAAGGAGCUGCUUCCCGUUCUCAUUUCAGCUAUAAAGAUUUUUGUGGCAACCAAAAGCAGCCGAGGAGCCGGCAUUGAGGAGGCUGAGAAGAACCGAAGGUUUACGUUUGAAAAGAUGAGCGCCGAAAUCAACGAGAUCAUCAGAGUCUUACAGCUCACCACGUGGGAUGAAGACGCCUGGGCGAACAAGAAGGACAUGGAGGCCCUGAAAAGAUCUCUGGCUUUGAUCGAAUCAAAGAUGGUGCAGGCUAAAAGCUGGCUCAAAGACCCACAAGGACAGCCAGGAGACCCUGGCGAGGUGGCGCUGCGUGUCAUUCUGGACGAAGCUGGUAAGGUGGGAGAGCUGUGCGCUGGGAGGGAGCGGAAGGACAUACUGGCGACCACCAGGGCUCUGGGGCAGAUGACUGAUCAGAUUGGAGAUCUGCGUGUCAGAGGCCAGGGCCAGACUCCAGGAUGCAUGCAGCGCGCAGGCCAGUGCUUACAGGGCUUAGAUCUGCUCUUUGGCAAAGUGGACAGUGCUGCUCGGAGACUAGAGGCUCUAAUCAAUGCAAAGCAGGCCAUUGCCAGGAGGCUGGAUGCUGCCCAGGCAUGGUUGGCAGAUCCUAAUGGUGGUCCUGAGGGAGAGGAGAACAUCAGAGCGCUUCUAGCAGAGGCCAAACGCAUCGCAGACCUCUGUGAAGACCCCAAGGAGAGGGACGACAUUCUGCGCUCCAUAAACGAGAUAGCAGGACUCACCGCCCGGCUCAUGGAGCUGCGCAAACAGGGUAAAGGCGACAGUCCAGAGGCCCGAGCUCUGGCGAAGCAGAUUGGAGCAGCUCUGCUAAACCUGCAGUCCAAGACCAACCGGGCGGUGGCCAACAUGAGACCAGCAAAGCCUGCUGUCACGCUGGAGGGUAAAAUGGAGCAGGCUCUGCGCUGGGUGAAUAAUCCCGGGGUGGAUGACAGAGGCGUAGGCCAGGCAGCAAUCAGAGGAAUGGUUGGAGAAGGGAAGAGGCUGGCUGGAGGCCUGUUGGGUCCGUACCGACAGGACAUGGUGGGGCGCUGCGACCGAACAGAGGGGCUGAUGACAGCUUUGGCAGACAUGGCGAGCAGGGGAGAGGCUGAGGCUCCUCAUGCACGAGCCACAGCGGCACAACUGCAGGACACCCUCAAGGACCUGAGGCAGCACAUGCAGGAGGUGAUGACCCAGGAGGUGUCCGAUGUUUUUAGCGACACCACCACGCCUGUCAAGCUGCUGGCGGUGGCUGCAACUGCUCCUCCUGAUGCGCCCAACAGGCAGGAGGUCUUUGAAGAACGAGCAGGGAACUUUGAAACCCAUGCGGGACGACUGGGAGCAACCGCAGAGAAGGCCGCCGCUGUGGGAACGGCGAAUAAGAGCACAGUGGAGGGUAUUCAUGCUGCCGUGAAACAUGCCAGGGAGCUGACGCCACAGGUGACUUCUGCUGCUCGGAUCUUGCUAAAAAAUCCAGGAAACAAAGCAGCCUAUGAGCACUUUGACACCAUGAAGAACCAGUGGAUUGACAAUGUGGAGAGACUGACCGGUCUGGUCGAUGAAGCCAUAGACACCAAAUCCUUGUUGGAUGCUUCUGAGGAAGCCAUUAAAAAAGACAUUGACAAGUGCCGAGUUGCCAUGGCAAACGUUCAACCCCAAAUGCUCGUUGCCGGGGCAACAAGCAUAGCGAGACGAGCUAACCGGGUCUUGUUGGUGGCCAAGAGGGAAGUGGAGAACUCUGAAGAUCCCCGGUUUAGAGAUACUGUAAAACAUGCGUCUGACAUCCUCUCACACACCAUCUCGCCCAUGGUGAUGGACGCCAAGGCUGUGGCUGGGAACAUACAAGACAAAGGUCUACAGAAAGCAUAUUUGGACUCUUGUCAAAGGAUCUUGGCUGCAGUGGGAAAAGUCAGAGAAGCUUUCCAGCCUCAGGAACCUGACUUCCCGCCUCCUCCUCCUGACCUGGACCAACUCCAUGUUAGUGAUGAACAGGCGCCACCUAAACCCCCGCUGCCAGAGGGAGAGCUGCCUCCACCCCGUCCUCCUCCCCCGGAGGAGAAGGACGAGGAGUUCCCGGAGCAGAAGGUCGGCGAGGUGCUCAGCGAACCCAUGAUGGUGGCGGCCAGGCAGCUGCACGACGAAGCGCGCAAGUGGUCAAGCAAACCUGAGGAUGAGGAGGCAGUAGAGGAGAGGGAGGUAGAUGAUGAAGAUGAGUUUACUGAUGGUGAGGAUGACUAUGAGCCAGAGCUGCUGAUGAUGCCGUCCAACCAGCCUGUCAAUCAGCCCAUUCUGGCAGCUGCCCAGUCUCUCCACCAGGAGGCUCGCAAGUGGUCCAGCAAGGGUAAUGACAUCAUAGCAGCAGCCAAGCGGAUGGCUCUGCUGAUGGCUGAAAUGUCUCGGCUGGUGCGUGGCGGGAGCGGAAACAAGCGAGCGCUGAUUCAGUGCGCAAAAGACAUUGCCAAGGCCUCGGAUGAGGUGACGAGACUGGCUAAAGAAGUGGCCAAGCAGUGCACAGACAGGCGCAUCAGGACGAACCUGCUGCAGGUUUGUGAACGAAUUCCCACCAUCAGCACUCAGCUGAAGAUCCUUUCCACUGUCAAAGCUACCAUGCUGGGACGAACAAACAUUAGUGAAGAGGAGUCAGAGCAGGCUACGGAGAUGUUAGUUCACAACGCCCAGAAUUUGAUGCAGUCUGUAAAGGAGACGGUGCGAGAAGCAGAAGCAGCCUCCAUUAAAAUCCGCACAGAUGCAGGAUUCACCCUCCGCUGGGUGCGCAAGACACCCUGGUACCAAUGAACUCACCUGCUCUCGCUGAAUAAAAGUAGUAACACGCGCUCUCAUUUGGAGUAGGAGUAUCAAGAGGAAACUGCAGGAUUUUGAGCCAUUCUCCACUUUAGUUUUAGGUGGGAAUCUUUGAUUUAUUAUGGGCGAGAAUUUAGCUUGGCUCGCUUUUGUCCUCAAGUGUGCAAACACGCAGGUUUAUCAGGAGACUUUUUAAUAUAUAUUUUUGGUAUUUUGGGUUAUUAGACUUUAUCUAAAUCUUAGGUAUAUAUUUUUUGCAUGACUCAUUUUCUAUUUUCUAAAAGCAGAUUCUGACAUGGAGACUCUUAAUGCUUCGAGGAUGUUUGGAAUUUGCAUUGUUUUUCAGUCCUGGUUUUGUAAUGUAUGUUGUAUAUACAAUAAUUGUCUGCUUCAUGGAUGAUUCACCAAGUUUGACACUAAAGUGUAGAGUUUUGAGUGAGCUUCAUGAAUACUUUCAGUCAUCUGAAAAUCUAUGAAAUCAACAGAGGUGCAUCAUCACUGUUGCCACUGGUGAUGUUUAUAUUUCAGUAACGAAAAGAUCUUGUGGGUUUAAAAGUAAAAAAGCUUAUUAAAAGUUAGUAAUAUAAUAAUAAAUAAUAUAGUAAUAAUAAAAGAUGACAGUAUUGAUUUGUGAGACAGUGACGUUUAGCUGAUUAACAUGUGUUUACUUUUAUGAACUUUCACAUUUAAUGAUGCCAAAGGAUUUGUUUUACAUUAUUUACAAGCCUCUUUGAAUUGUUUGUACACUUAAAAUCCAGGUUAUUACAAAAAAUAAUGCAGAUCAGUUUCACUUGAGAUGCUGUAGUAAUGGUUGAUGUUUGUUAAUAGCAAAAAAAAACAACUAAGGUUCGUGAAUGUUUUCUCUGCUUUGCAUUUUUAUCUAAUUGUAGUUCUUUUGUGGCUGCAUUCUGCAACAGUUGAACUGUCUGGGAUUUACAGUAUUAGAGCAAACAUAGCUUUUACCCGUCCCAAUCCGAGUUCUCUGAUGCAACUUUUUUUUUUUUUUUUUAGAUGACCCCGGUGGUUUGAGUAGUAGUUCUGUAAUAACCAGAGCAACAAACUAUAUUUUUUAAAUAUAUAUACAUUUAAAUAAUUGUUAGUGGUUUUAGUUAGUAAACUAAAAAGAAGCGGAGAGAAAAACUGAUGUCACAUACAGAUCCAGUCAGAAGUUUACUUGCACUCAUCAGCAUAAAUGUCAUUCUUGCUCCAUUCAAUUUAUUUGAUCUGCAUUUUAUUUUUCUUUUUUUCAGGCAACUUUAAUGGCUUUUAAGAUAAGAAUCAACUGCACAAGCUUGAGUCUAUCUUGGGUUCUUUUUCUUUUUAAAAGCCCCACCUUAACUCCUCCAAACAUUCUUCUUUUCUGUCAAAAUCAGCUCAGGAUUUGUCUCCCUAGAUUUAUUUUCUUCAGAAAUCCUCAGGCUUGAAGGUGUUUAUUUCUUUCCUCUCAGCUGAUGUAAACCUACCCUGGUGUUACAAGAUUGAGGGUUCCUGUGUUUUUUUUUAACCUCCUUAUCAGUUUCCUGGAUCUGACCAUGGCAGCUGGAGAAAGAUCUUUAAAUCUGCUUUGUGUAUUUAUUAAAUUAAUCACAAAAAAAACCCCAUGGCAUUUAUGCCCAGGAUGAGUGUAUGGAAAUUUCCAAGCAGAACUGUACUUACAACUAAAGGAGUAAAUGCAUAUUUUCAUUCCAUUAACAAAUUCUUAAAAAAAAAAAAAAAAAACAGUGGGUGGGUAAAUGUAUUUGUCUCAUUGAGACUGCGUGUGUGUGUGUGUGUGUGUGUGUGUGUAUAGUCUCAUUUUAACACUAUUACUGAGCCGUCCCUGGUAUGAUUAGGGAUGAAGUUCUGAAUUGCAGCACAGACUGUUAGCCGUUUUCUUUCUUUUUGGGGGGGGGAAGAGGCGUACUGUAGUGGUCACUGACUCGGGAUGUGGAGCUCUACGUCGUAGAUGUUAAUCCACACGCUGAAUGUACUCCGAUAGCCUCUAGCCCUGCCAACAUCUGCUGUGCCUUGAAAGAAUAAAGACUAUAAUAAAAA
Molecule: messenger RNA, 5760 nt
Organism: Gambusia affinis (western mosquitofish)
Lineage: Eukaryota; Metazoa; Chordata; Actinopteri; Cyprinodontiformes; Poeciliidae
Product: vinculin-like
Exons: 23
Coding region: 340-3720 (1126 amino acids)
Biological process (GO): cell adhesion
Cellular component (GO): actin cytoskeleton
Molecular function (GO): actin filament binding; structural molecule activity
Source: RefSeq, a predicted model, not a curated record